AACAUGUUUUUAUUUUUUCUUACACGUGGGUGUAACAAAAUAUCUCAAUAUCUCAAAAAUGAUCAGUGCAUGAAAAACUAGGUUUUGCUCAAAUAAAUGAUCUUGUCCAGCUUGUAGAAGAUUAAUAUGCACAGCAACAAAAAACUAUUCAGUGGCGAUAAUGUGGCUGUGACCGAGUCUCGCGUUUCAUCGCGAGAUGUAAGGGUGCGGGAUUUCCCGUCGGUGGGCGGAGACUGGUCACAGCGGAGAGGAGUCGGUGUCCAGGUGUCUGCGUGCCGUGUCUCUCUCUCCCUCUGACGGCUACGCCUCACAGCGCCGCCCGGGUCUCGGUACGCAAGCGACGGGACGCGCCGCGGCUCCGUUGGACUCGGAGUGUCCGCCUCCGUUCUCCUCGCGUUCACGCGCAUAGUCGUCCCUACGGGGGAGGGGGAGAGGGGGCAGUGAGCUAGCCCCUCAACUGACUUCAAAGACAGAAAGCAACGUUUUUCACUGAGACCGAAGUUGCUGUGCGGCGGCGGAUGUCUCGGCGCCUCCCUCGCGGGUUGGAGGCCAGCUGGAGACGGGAGUCGGGUCGGUGCCAGCAGUGAUGCGGGCUUCGCUGGCCGGCUGCAGGAUGAGCGUGGGUGCGCUCCUCAACGGGCUGCUGGUCUCCGUGGUCGCCGCUCUGCUUUGGAAGUAUUCCAAGCUGAGUGAGCACGCCGCCCUGCUGGAGGAAGAGCUGCACAUGACGCGGCAGACCCAGGAGCUGUCGCAGGCCCACAUCGACUACCACGUCGCCCUGCAGGCCCUGCAGGAACACGGCACCCGCAUGGUCUGCACGGGCAAGAUGCACACCGACCGCGUCUGCCGCUUUGACUACCUCUGCUACUGCUCCGAGGCGGAGGAGUUUGUGUUCUUCCACUCCAACUCCUCGGUCAUGUUGCCAAACCUGGGCUCGAGGCGCUUCCAGCCGGCCCUUUUGGACUUGUCGUCAGUAGAGGAUCACAACACCCAGUACUUCAACUUCUUAGAGCUCCCGGCCGCUGCUUUGAAGUUCAUGCCUAAGCCUGUGUUCGUACCGGAUGUGACUCUGAUCCUGAACCGGUUUAAUCCAGACAACCUAAUGCACGUGUUCCACGAUGACCUGAUCCCGGCCUUCUACACUAUGAAGCAGUACUCGGACUUGGGCGACGAAGCGCGGUUGGUUUUUAUGGAGGGGUGGAGCGAGGGCCCUCACUUUGACCUCUACCGGCUUCUCAGCAGCAAGCAGCCACUGCUCAAAGAGCAGCUGAGGAACUUUGGGAAGCUCAUUUGUUUCACCAAAUCUUACGUGGGUCUGUCCAAGAUGACCACCUGGUACCAGUACGGUUUUGUUCAACCGCAGGGGCCCAAGGCCAACAUGCUGGUCUCUGGAAAUGAGAUCCGACAGUUUGCGAUGGCCCUGAUGGAGAAAAUGAACAUCACGAGGGUGGAGGAGGUGGAGAAGGACAGAGGGAGCGCCGAGGAUGAGAAGGAGAGGAAGGAGGAUUACGUCGUCGUGUUCAGCCGCUCGGCAACGAGGCUGAUUCUGAACGAAGCUGAGCUGAUCCUGGCGCUGGCCCAGGAGUUCCAGAUGAGAGUGGUCACGGUGUCCCUGGAGGACCAGCCCUUCCCCGCUAUCGUGCAGGUGAUCAGCGGCGCCUCGGCGCUGGUCAGUAUGCACGGCGCUCAGCUCAUCGCGUCGCUCUUCCUCCCCAGAGGGGCGACCGUGGUGGAGCUGUUCCCCUUUGCUGUGAACCCAGAGCAGUACACGCCCUAUAAAACCCUCGCCACCCUUCCAGGAAUGGACCUUCACUAUAUCUCCUGGAGGAACACUAAGGAGGAGAACACCAUCACCCACCCAGACAGAGCCUGGGAGCAGGGGGGCAUCGCUCACUUGGAGAAGGAGGAGCAAGAGCGCAUACUGGCAAGCGGAGAUGUCCCCAGGCACCUGUGCUGCCGCAACCCAGAGUGGCUCUUCCGUAUCUACCAGGACACUUUGGUGGACAUCCCCUCCUUCCUGGAGACCCUUAGAGAGGGCAUGAAGACAAAGCCCAGCGGGAAGAAGUCGAAGCCGGCCAGCACAGUCCACCCGGGCCGGGUGAGGGAGCCGCAGUGUCAGACCUCGGUACAAACCACCAACGAGGCUAAACUCACAGUUUCCUGGCAGAUCCCGUGGAAUCUGAAAUACUUAAAGGUGAGAGAGGUGAAGUACGAGGUGUGGAUUCAGGAGCAGGGAGAGAACACCUACAUGCCUUAUAUCCUUCCCCAGCAGAACUACACCUUCUCAGAAAACAUUAAGCCCUUCACCACCUACCUGGUGUGGGUCAGGUGUAUCUUCAACAAGAGCCUCCUGGGCCCCUUUGCAGACGUUCUCAUGUGUAGGACCUAAUGCAAACCCCACACCAGUUGACAAUCAAGCUGGGACAUACUGGCAUACUCUGCAGGAAUAAUGCUCCUCGGACGACGACAGGCGACGCAGAGACCAGCGGCGAGGGCCUAGACCACCGGGUCCGACCUCGGCCCCUAAUGAAUGGAAAGUACAUUGUACCCAUGAAAGAAAGUGCUUAACCACGUCCGGAAAAAAAAACAAAUCUGCAGAUUUAUUUAUGUGCAAAUUCUAUAUAACUUGAUUUUUAGUAUUGGUCAAAAGACUGUUUCUUUGUCUUUUUUUACACAAUGCAAUAUAAUGUUCCUGUGGAGAGUAGGAAGGAUUCUAGAAUAGUGUGUGUGUGACCCCAUGUGGCUGAGUUCACCUCACACUUCUCCAUUAUUUGCAGAAUCUAGCCCAAACCAAAGUUACAUUCUUCUGUCAUUCAUGACCUUCAUUACUUUGUUGUAGAUUGCUUAUACUUCUAAUGUUUACUAAAAUUUAAACAGUAGUAAAAUUCUGUGUUGCUUCGCAACUCAAGACAAUGACCCUUGUUAUUGACCCUGAAAGCAAAGCGAUGGGCAGUUUUAUUUCAUGGAGCAGUUGGUAAAAAACCUUGUUUUCAAAAGGGCCGUCUUUUCGUAAAUAUAACAGCACAAGUGUUUGUUUCCACAGGGCCCAGCCACGAAUAAUUAACCUCCAUUAUACUUCAUAUAUCAAUUAUUUUUCUCUAAUUGGAAGUAAUUCCAAGUGUUGUAAUUCUAAUUAGUGUGGGUAGUGAACGUAUUACGCCAGCUGUAAUUAGUGUAGCAUCAGUGUGCUGCUGGACACUCGGAUUGCACGGCAGCUUCAUUCAGAUAACAAAGUGUGUUGCUUCCAUUCCAUAAGAAUUCAAAUGAAAUUCCCAGCCCAGUUUUGCUUCACUCUCCUCAAAAGGUUCUGGUAGCUGCUGAGAAGAAAGUUGAACUUUUGAGAUUUAAACAACAGACAUCCAAAGUAGUUUUUUGGUGUCAUGUGUUCUAAUGAAGUGCUGCUUGUUGGUAGCUGGACUGAUUUCUCUUUGUGAUGACACUUGAAUAGGAGGUGUUAGUUAGUGGUGGUGGGGGGGGCUGCAAGUGAAGUUAAACAAAACCCUGCCACCAACAUGAUGUGUGAUAUUAUGCCAUUGAUACAGAGGUGUUGUGUUUUUACUGAGGUUGCUAUAUAACCAGUGUGUUCUCACUCCCAACUCAGUGAAUAUUGGGGGUGGGGGGUUAUCGUGAGACUGUGGUGGGUAGAUUGGUCCGGAAGCAUGUGCUCCAGUAAGUCCCACAUACGGGAUGAAGACGCAUGUCAGACGGCAGUGACCUUAUGUCAAACCCAUAAGCGACCUCCACCCAGGAGACGCCUGUUCUCGUCCUGCGUGAAAUCAGCAUUGGCUUAUUUAAACUUAUUUUAUGGGUGAAGUACUUAUUAAAACCCCAAAAGGGACACAGGGACGAGUCGGGGGUGAGAACGUGUUGCUAUGAACCAAUCGUCUACCUCACACUUCCUCUCGUCAUGUUUGACUGUGUGCCUCUACCUGACAUCUUACUUUUUAUUUUUUUGAAGUUCUCAAAUGCAGUUGUGUUUCCCAAUGCAUGUUUUAGAAGAUCAUUUGAAGCCAUUGUUGUGUGAGCAGGAUGUGAUGGAUUAGAUUGUUACUUAGAUUAGUGUGUGGAGAUGUUGUACUGUGUUUGCUAAGUUAAAGGAGAGAGUACAAGCCUGUUUUCUACUUUAGCAAAAAGUUUCUUGUUCAGUAACUGUGAUUGAAUAAAGAAGCUCUUUUCCUACAGUA
Pungitius pungitius (ninespine stickleback) is the source of this 4184-nucleotide messenger RNA. It is a transcript of the gene pomgnt2, whose product is annotated as protein O-linked mannose N-acetylglucosaminyltransferase 2 (beta 1,4-). Gene Ontology annotation, molecular function: protein O-acetylglucosaminyltransferase activity; protein binding. The transcript is spliced from 2 exons. NCBI's taxonomy places the organism in Eukaryota, Metazoa, Chordata, Actinopteri, Perciformes, Gasterosteidae. Bases 587 to 2389 code for a protein of 600 amino acids. Gene Ontology annotation, cellular component: endoplasmic reticulum. The record is from RefSeq and is a predicted model, not a curated record. Gene Ontology annotation, biological process: protein O-linked glycosylation via mannose.